AUGGACAACAGCAUUUUUCAAGUUUAUCAAGAUGAAAUCCAGUCAUUGGAAGAAGAAAUUAAAAUGUUGACUGAAAAGUAUGAAGACAGCCAACAAGAAUCCACCUCUUUUUCUGAAGAGGAGAUAUUAAUGUCAAUAAAAUCAUUCCAAAAAGAAUUUCAGGCGGAACCUAAGGGACAUGAAUCUCCAUCAGAUCUGAAAGCACAACUUGAAACUCUAGAAACAGAUAUCUCAUUUUUAAUGAAACUUACGGGUAUUCAGUUCACAAGUUAUUCCAAGAAAACAAUGGAGAAAACUAAAAACAGAACAGUGCAGAAGCACAGAUUAUCAGGAAAUUGCCACUCCGUGUCUUUUCAGUUGGAAUUUCAGCUUCUUGAAAUGCAGAACAAAGAGAAUGCGUGUGCUGUCGUUACUGAUCUCAGCAUUGUAAUGGAUUCUGGAGAAGAUUCAGAUGUGAGCAAGUUUGUGUCAAGCAUUGAAGAACAUGGAAAUCUUCUAACAUUUUUCAGAAGCCUUUCAUCUUAUGCUGAGUGGUUUGAGCAUCGCAGAUGCACCUUCCUGCAUUUCAAGACCAAAUAUCCUGAUGUUGUGAUCCUUCCAGAAGGACUGUUGGGAGACUAUAUGAUUCUAAGAAACCCCAAACUUUCUGGGUUUGAAUUAGUGAUUGUUUGGAAGAUACAUAUGGAUCAAGAAGGGAGAACUACGCCUGUUCUAGACCUUCUAACUAAAGUACCAGAGCAAGUCUUGGACCAGAAGAUGGCAACCACUGACAAUGCUCCCACCCGCUUCCGAAGCCUGCUGCUGUUGUUUGGGAUUGAGACAGCUAUUGAGAAUCUGAUCAAAGUGGUUGGCCUCCACAAAUGA
Molecule: messenger RNA, 864 nt
Organism: Chaetura pelagica (chimney swift)
Lineage: Eukaryota; Metazoa; Chordata; Aves; Apodiformes; Apodidae
Gene: CENPP
Product: centromere protein P
Exons: 8
Coding region: 1-864 (287 amino acids)
Biological process (GO): CENP-A containing chromatin assembly
Cellular component (GO): chromosome, centromeric region; nucleus
Source: RefSeq, a predicted model, not a curated record